Molecule: messenger RNA, 1049 nt
Organism: Physeter macrocephalus (sperm whale)
Lineage: Eukaryota; Metazoa; Chordata; Mammalia; Artiodactyla; Physeteridae
Product: pecanex-like protein 2
Exons: 5
Cellular component (GO): membrane
Source: RefSeq, a predicted model, not a curated record
ACUCUCUUCAGCAUCUUUCCCUCAAUAAGGGCAAGGGGAAAAUCCAUUCGAAACGAAGAUUAUCCUACGACCUCUUUACAACUGCCAUCGUGUUUGUUACUCUGCCAGGAACCUACUGCCAGCAGAGGGAAGUGGAAGCCAUCACAGAGGGCGAUGAGGAUGACAGAGGUUGCUGCUGCUGCAAACCAGGUCACCCGCUCCACCUGUUGUCCUGCAAUGCCGCCUUUAACCUCCGCUGGCUCACCUGGGAGAUCACGCGAGCGCAGUACAUCCUGGAGGGCUACAGCAUCAUGGACAACAACGCGGCCACCAUGCUGCAGGUUUUUGACCUCCGAAGGAUCCUCAUCCGAUACUACAUCAAGAGUAUAAUAUACUAUAUGGUGACAUCCCCCAAACUGAUUUCCUGGAUCAGAAACGAAUCCCUUCUCAAGUCCCUGCAGCCCUUUGCCAAGUGGCAUUACAUUGAGCGUGACCUUGCGAUGUUCAACAUGAACAUCGAUGACGACUAUGUCCCGUGUCUCCAGGGCAUCACUCGAGCCAGCUACUGCAACGUGUACCUGGAGUGGAUUCAGUACUGUGCACGGAGGAGGCAAGAGCCCUCGAAGCACCUAGACAGUGACGAGGACUCUCCUCUGGUGACUUUGUCCUUCGCACUCUGCAUCCUGGGUAGGAGAGCUCUGGGGACCGCGGCUCACGGCAUGGCCAUCAGCCUGGAUUCUUUCCUGUACGGCCUCCACACCCUCUUCAAAGGUGACUUCAGAAUAACAGCCCAAGAUGAGUGGGUGUUUGCAGACAUCGACCUGCUGCACAAAGUUGUCGCGCCAGCUCUCAGGAUGUCCCUCAAGCUGCACCAGGACCAGUUCACUUGCCCCGACGAGUACGAAGACCCCGUGGUCCUCUACGAGGCCAUCCAGUCCUUUGAGAAGAAAGUGGUCAUCUGCCAUGAGGGCGACCCGGCCUGGAGGGGCGCCGUGCUGGCCAACAGGGAGGAGCUGCUGACCCUGCGGCACGUGGUGGACGAGGGCGCGGACGAGUACAAGGUCAUCAUG